Messenger RNA from Episyrphus balteatus (marmalade hoverfly), 1607 nucleotides. Its product is annotated as MAPK regulated corepressor interacting protein 2. Bases 672 to 1169 code for a protein of 165 amino acids. Lineage: Eukaryota; Metazoa; Arthropoda; Insecta; Diptera; Syrphidae. The transcript has 5 exons. The record is from RefSeq and is a predicted model, not a curated record.
UCUUAUUCAAUCACUCUCUUUUCACUUUCUUCUCAUAUUUUUUUUUUCAAUUUUCUCUAUAUCUCUGAAUAACCUCGUGUACUAUCUAUAUUCUAAUCAUAUUCGCUCCCCCCAAAACGAAAAUUCCCCCCACACCACACCAAAUGUCAACAUAACAAACUAAUUCGAAAGUAGCUAGGUAUAUUCUCGAAUCCAUGAAGUUUUUCAUCUUUCUUCAUUCAUUCGUCGUCGUUUGUGAACUGUUCGUCGCCGUCGUAGCUGGUUCAUUACAGAAGAUACUUUUCGUUUAUAAGUUCAUUCCGGAAUUCGAUUUUUCGGUUGAAAACUCAAGAAAAAAUAACUAAAAAAACAAGAAAAGCAUUUUUCCUCUCUCAUUUGCAAGUUAGAUUUUUUUAGGAAAAACCAAAAAGAUUUUCUCCCUCCCUCUCAUUUUUUUCUCUUAUCAAAUGUCAUUGCACCAAUUUUCCACGAAAAUAAUUUUGGUGUGGUAAAAAGCAAUAAAAAAAAAUCGUUACUUUACUCGGCUGUGGUGUUGUGGGGUUAUUUAAUAAAAAAAAAAGAUCUACUACAAUUUUAACUUCCGUAUUUAAUAGUUUUUUUUAGCAAAAACACCGUAAAAAUCUUUUUUACUGUGAAUUAAGUGAAAAUAAAGUAAAAAUUUAUUAAGAAAAAUGUAUACAGUGUCAAAGGGCCCAAGUAAAAUUGUUGCAAAAACACGACGAGGUUUGGCGCAAAAUUAUGAAAAAUUUGAAACUAUUAAAGAAAGUGGUAAAAAGACCUCAGAUCUUCAAAGUCCUGAAGCCUACGUGCCCAAAGCAGUGUUUCAAACGUCAAAAAAAUCCAACCUGCAUAGCAUGAAACCAACAGAAGAAGAAGUUCUCACCCCGCAACACGAAGAAAUCAUUCAAUACAUAAAUGAAUCGUGGAAUAACAUAAUUGUGGCAGAUAACCCUUAUGACACAAACUCAACUGAUUCAAAUAAUUAUUCUGCGCCAUCAUCCUUGUCAUCGGUGGCGUCAUCAGCGUCUUCGUCACCUCUAGCGCCUUCAUCACCUGCGCCAGUUUACUGUGUCGAACCACCAAGUCCAGUGCUCAGUGAUUUCAAGCCAUUCGAUUUGGAAUCAUGGUGGGGCAGACGUUUGUUCCAGAAUAUCACAAAAAAUCUGUGAAUCAAUUUUUAAGAAAAAAAAAAACUCACAAUAAUCAUUAACAAAAAUUAGCGCAAUAUUAUCUAUGUAUGUAAAUCAUCCUUAACGGCAUCUCAUCUCUUUUUUUUUAAUAAAAAUUAUUGUAAUAACAAAGAAAAGAAAUUAAAAAUGAAAAAAAAAAUACAAAUAAAGCGCAGCGAUUAAGAAACCGAAGACGACGAUAAAAACGAUGAAUAAAAAAUGCAAAAUUAAAUAAAAAACAUUCUGUUUUAGUGUAUAAGUAAAAUUAAAUAAAAAAAAUAAAGAAAAACAAGAAAAAAAAUAAUAAAUAAAUUGGUUAAAAGACAGAAAUAUGCUAAAAAUUGUUAUGAAAUUUAUGAGAUUUAAACUAAAGCCAGACAUAAAGAAACACAAAAUUAAAAUUAAGAAAGAAAAAAAAAAACUAGGCUCGCAAAAUAA